This is a messenger RNA of Chrysoperla carnea, 3238 nucleotides long. It is a transcript of the gene cnc, whose product is annotated as segmentation protein cap'n'collar. Gene Ontology annotation, biological process: regulation of transcription by RNA polymerase II. Gene Ontology annotation, cellular component: nucleus. Gene Ontology annotation, molecular function: RNA polymerase II cis-regulatory region sequence-specific DNA binding; DNA-binding transcription factor activity, RNA polymerase II-specific. Lineage: Eukaryota; Metazoa; Arthropoda; Insecta; Neuroptera; Chrysopidae. The record is from RefSeq and is a predicted model, not a curated record. The transcript is spliced from 10 exons. Bases 3 to 3209 code for a protein of 1068 amino acids.
AAAUGUUAUGUGUUAAGAAAAUUUAUAACAAUGAUCUCCUGCAAUUGGCUUUAGUAUUAAGCCUCUUGCGAUUAGACUUUAGCCUUUAUUUAUAUCAGGAUCCAUACUUAAAUACACCAAUUAGAAAUUUUACAAGUACGAUUAGCCAAAAUUUACCAGAAUCGUAUCAAAAUGAUUAUGUGAACCCAAAAAAUUUAGAUAAUAUUUUACUGAAUUAUGAGCGGCAAUUAUUCGAGGAUCUAAACUCAUUAGGACGAUAUAAUGGGGCAUGGAAUAGUCGAAAUAUCCCGCAAAAUUACAAUAUUUCGGCGUAUUUAUUAAAUGUUGAACGAGGUGGGAAUCAUGUACAAGAAACCGUUCCAGAAUCGGAAAACAGUACUCAUCCAGAUUCUGGAAUCGAGAAUGUUUCGGAAGAUGAAACACAUACAACACCGAAUAUCACCCAAGAGGAUUAUCUCCUUGACGAUUGUUCGUCAUCGAGUGUUGAUUCCGCGGAUUUCUUACAUACGUCGAACAAUCCAUUAUUGAAUGAUGUGCCCAAAGAUUUUCAAUCGACGACAUCGAAAACCCAAGAAAGUUUGAUUAAGACUGAAACUGAAGAUAACGAGGAUAAUGAUCUGUUAUCACCAUUCGGAGAGAUUUUCGAUGAUGAUCUACAAUUAUUUUCGACGUUAUCUGUAUCGAAGACUGAAUAUGUUGAUCCUAAAUUGGAGGAAGAAGUACCAGAAAAUAUAUUUUCGGAUAUUUUUGAUAACGAUAUUGAUGAAGGGGCUGUUGGACCAAUUAUUGGAGAAUUAACUCAAGAGGAUAUGGAUUUAAUAGAAGUAUUAUGGAAACAAGAUGUGGAUUUAGGUUUCUCUUUAGAAACAGUAUCCACAGAAACAGUAAAAACAGAUCCAAAUGAUUUGGCAAGUGAUCUAAAAGCAUUAAAAUUUUCGUCAAAUUCCAAAGAUGGUUUGGCUAUGUCACCCACAUGUUCACAUUACACAGCUGGAUCUGAGGAUUAUGAAGAAAAAUUAAAAGCAAUUGAAGCCUUAAAUGAUGGUUCCUUAAAGACAGAAAAUUCUGGUGAUGAAAGUGAUAUUGAAGAUCCUUGGGCAGGUCUCCAGUACACAAUCGAUACAGAAACUGGGGAAUAUGUAUUAAAAAGUGGUAUAGGGACCGCAUUGCCUUCUGGGCAUUGCGAUAAUUCCUUACCAUUACCUUUAGAGGAUCUCGACACAUUACCAUUGUCAUUACCAGAUCUUCUAUUCGAAGAGAAUCUACCGAUCAGCGAUUUUGAUGAAGAGGAAUCACCAAAAGUAUUAUACGAUUCUGAUAUCCGAGACGAAGCAUCACCAUUAUUGAAUGUGUUCGGGUCAUCCGAUUCAAAUAGUGUUGCAUCAACAUCGGCUCAACCUGACCCAGGAACAGACGAAGAAGAUAUUCUAACAAUGAUACAAACGGCACAAUUUCAUUCGCCACAUCCUCAUGCAUUUCAGAAUCAUAUGAAUCCAUAUGGACGCAUGAAUGAACAGAGAUGGCAGGAUGUGGCUGGUUUAUUAGGUGACACACAUCAUGGCGGCAGUGUUGUACCACAUGGAGCCAGUGGCAUUUCACAUCAUCCAAGUGGUUCACAUCAUGCAGCAGCAUUUAGCGCACAUCAUGCUGUUGCCGCCUUACACAAUCUAGGACAUGGACAUCAUCCGCACAUGAGUGCAUACGGACCCAGUGCACAUAAUGUGACCCUUGGUCCGACUGGCGCAACAAUGCAAGAUCCAACAACACAUCACCAUCAUCAUCAUGGUAUUCCGCCAGCGCCCUUUUCGAAUAUUACUGGCACCAAUUUAGGUACAGCGGUUGCGACAUCGAUUAAUUUAACAAAUACUGCGGAAGCAAUUGAUGCUGGUGCCUCGGCAUCCUAUAAAAUGGAAAAUGCAACGAAUCCAUCACAUGAUAUUAUGUAUUUUCCGAACACAUCCUCCGAAAUUAGCAACGCAACGGACGGAUUUCUAUCAUCAAUCUUAAAUGAUGAAGACCUCCAACUGAUGGAUAUGGCAAUGGGCGAUGGAAUGUAUCCAAUGCGUAUGUUAGACGGCAAUCAAACUGCUUUAGGCGCAACCAGCGGUUUAAUGUCAUCCAGAAUGGACAUAGCAGCUGCUGCAGCUUCAGAGCGUAUGGACGCAUCGAGCGACAGUGCUGUGAGUUCAAUGGGUUCGGAACGAGUUGCAUCUCUAUCCGAUAACGAAUGGGGUGACGCCACAUCUGAUUCGGGACAUACCGCGGCCGAUCACUAUAUUUUAGACUACGCAAGUAAAUAUCGACCAUAUGAUUAUAGUUACACAAAUCGUGGGCCACAGACACCGAAUAAUUUAUUGGGUACAUCGGAUACACGACGUUUAAGUUCUUCGUCUUCCGUCGCCCAGAAAAAGCAUCAUAUGUUUGGUAAACGAUUCUUCCAGGAUCAACAUUUGCAAUCUCCACCAUCGAAUAUGAAAUAUGAUUAUAAUUUGACAUCCACGACACCUAUCGAUAUACGGAACGGCCAAUCAAUUGGAUCAGAUUCAGCCCGAGCAAAAGUCACAGAUACAAAAUUCCCAUGCGCAAUGGAUCAUCCUGGACACUUACACAGUGGACGUUCCACAUUAGAUCACAUUCAUCACAAUCACACAUACAAUCUACCACCAGAGAGUACUGGAACUAUGCAAAGACCAGUGUUCCGAGACAAAAGUAAAGUUAAAAAUGAAGAUGAACCUCAUCUAACUAGAGAUGAAAAACGUGCGCGAGCUUUAAAUGUGCCAUUAUCCGUUGACGAUAUUAUUAAUCUACCAAUGGACGAAUUUAAUGAACGGUUAUCGAAAUUUGAUUUGAGCGAACCACAAUUGAGUUUAAUACGAGAUAUUCGACGCCGUGGAAAGAAUAAGGUGGCAGCACAAAAUUGCCGAAAACGUAAAUUAGAUCAAAUAUUAAGUCUUGCCGACGAAGUUAAAGAUAUGCGAGAUCGUAAGAAUCGUUUACUUGCGGAACGUGAAUUUAUGGUCAGUGAAAGGCAACGUGUUAAAGAGAAAUUUACACAAUUAUAUCGUCAUGUUUUACGGAAUUUACGUGAUCCAGAUGGUAAUCCCUACUCACCAAGUUUAUACAGUUUGCAACAAUCAGCAGAUGGUACUGUAAUCAUAGUACCAAAAUCCAAUAUCACAGAUCCAAAAGACAAAAAACCACCCCAAUAAUUGUGGGGGGCUUGUGUUUAAAUUUAAAC